This is a messenger RNA of Sclerotinia borealis F-4128, 1125 nucleotides long. Lineage: Eukaryota; Fungi; Ascomycota; Leotiomycetes; Helotiales; Sclerotiniaceae. The record is from the annotation of a GenBank genome assembly.
AUGGCGAAUCAAGAUCAUCCUUUCGUUUUUGAAGACGGUGAUGUACGAGCCAAAGCCACUUACAAUGGACAAAAGAUUACUUUCAAACUAUGCUCCUAUGCGCUUUGUUUCGCCAGUCCAGUCUGGAAGAAAUUCGUCUUUCCUCCAUUUCCCCUCUUACGUUCUACAAAUGCUGCAGUCGAUUCGCAAUCAAAGAAGUCUCGAACAGCUUCGAUUGACCCGUUUCCCGAUAUUGAGUUGGACUUCACGGAAGAUGACCCAGCAGCUCUGUUGGUACUUUUGCGGAUUACGCAUUUAAAAUUCUCAACCAUUGCUUCAUACUUGCCAUACGACACUUUGUACAACUUUGCCGUCCUCUGUGACCAAUAUGAUUGUAGGAAGCUGGUAGGACCAUUGGUGAACGUUUGGUUGAAGCACGAGUGGGACGACGUGAAUUUGCAUCAGGGAGGAUGGUUGUGGAUUGCGUAUUACUUUGGGGCGAAAAGUCUGUUUGCGGAUUUAUUGGAAGUCCUUACAUGUCAAGCAGUUCCUGGAGACAAAGGCGAUUGCUUAAUACGCCGCCCACACUGGUACCCUAACUCUCACUGCGCAAUGGAUGGAACCAUGAUCAACACGUAUUCAUUGGAGAAGGAAGGCUAUCCAUUGCCACCUAAGAUUUCCGAGACGCUGCUGAGAAUUCGUACCGACGUAAUUUCACUUUUGCUCUCUAACAUGAUGGAUUUUAUGGACCUAUUAUCAGGCGAUGAAAACUCGGUAAACUGUAAGGAAACAUGCAAUUCAGCCAUGCUUGGGCUCAUUGUCAGAAAGCUCAACUCCCACUUGUUCUGGCCCAUUCCAGAAGCUGAAGACGUCGGUUUCUCCGCUUCCGAAUUACAUGCAAGCAUUACAUUCUUGCUCAAAGAAGCGCACAAGGCCCAUCAGACCAUUAAGAUACCUCACAAAGGCACGCCAUGCCGUCUGUAUCUGUCAAGCAUGUUGAACUUAGUUCAUGGUGGAGAAACGUGCAAUACACAGUUGCCCGUUGUUUAUGGAUCCAGUAGCUUUGGUGAUUCCCUCAAAAUCUAUAAUGCAAAUUUGGACCGUGCAACUAGGGAUGUUGGAGAGAUCGACGACUGGAAUGAAUGA